Molecule: messenger RNA, 5739 nt
Organism: Nylanderia fulva
Lineage: Eukaryota; Metazoa; Arthropoda; Insecta; Hymenoptera; Formicidae
Source: RefSeq, a predicted model, not a curated record
AUGGUGGAAGCCGGGGUCGCGAGACCGUCGAAUAGUUGCUGGUCGGCUCCUCUGCACAUGGUGCCGAAGAAAGGAGAAGAAUGGCGACCCUGCGGCGACUACAGGGCAUUAAAUGCGCGAACGAUCCCGGAUCGCUACCCGACUUGGUACGCGCGUAUCACCAGAUACCGGUGGCAGAAGGACGUGCCGAAGACAGCAAUAACCACGCCGUUCGGCAUGUACGAAUUCCCGUACAUGUCGUUCGGCUUACGUAACGCAGCGCAAACCUUUCAGCGCUUCAUAGAUGAAGUUCUGCGCGAUUUUGAUUUCUCCUACGCGUACAUUGAUGACAUCCUCGUCGCGUCAUCCUCGGAGGAAGAACAUCGCGAACAUCUGCGGAUGUUAUUCGAGCGUCUACGAGAAUACGGGGUUAUCAUCAACCCCGCGAAGUGCAAAUUCGGCCAGAGCAGCGUGGAAUUCCUCGGAUACGAGGUGUCCGAAGGAGGAACUCGCCCGCUGCCGACGCGAGUGGAGGCGAUACUGACGAUGCAGUCGCCGAGGACGGCGAAAGAACUCCGAAGAUACUUGGGCAUGGUAAACUUCUAUAGGAGGUUCAUGCCCAAGGCCGCCGAAAUAUUGACGCCCCUGAGCGACCUUCUGCAGGGAAAUAUCAAAGGAAAGGCGACAAUAUCGUGGACGGCGCGGGCUCAACAAGCAUUCGAGGCAUCGAAGACCAAUUUAGCCGAGGCCGCCCUUCUGAGACACCCCAGGGCAAACGCGGAGCUCGCAUUGUUUACCGACGCGUCCGAACAAAGCAUCGGCGCGUCAUUACAACAACGAGGCAGUGACGGCUGGGAACCCUUAGCGUUUUUCUCGAAAAGGCUAAGCCCAGCCGAAACGAAAUACAGCGCAUUCGACCGAGAACUACUAGCAAUUUACCUGGCGGUGAAGAACUUUCGGCACAUGGUGGAAGCCCGCACGUUCGCAAUAUACACGGACCAUAAACCGAUAAUAUACGCAUUCCGCCAGAAGCCUGAGAAGAGCACGCCGCGACAAUUCCGCUAUUUAGAUUAUAUCGGACAGUUCACCGCCGACAUUCGACACGUGGCGGGCGUAGAAAACGUCGUGGCCGACGCGCUAUCGAGGAUAGAAAAGCUCAACUCUCCCCUGGAUUACGCCGCGUUGGCGGAAUCGCAGGAGAAGGACGAGGAGAUUGAGAAAUACUUGCGGCGAGAGUCCGGCCUGAAACUCAACAGGAUAGAGAUUCCCGGAACCGGGAGAAAAAUUUAUUGCGACACGACAACAACGAUACCACGACCGUUUUUGACAAGGCCUUUUCGCCGGGCCGCAUUUGAUCUGAUACACAAUUUGGCGCACCCGGGUAUUAAGACGACGGGCAAGCUCGUGGCACAGCGCUACGUUUGGCCGUCUAUGAACGCCGACUGCCGGGUCUGGGCUCGAACAUGUGUGCCCUGCCAACAAUCAAAGGUAUCACGACACGUGUCAGCACCGCUCGGAACAAUUGCUGCGCCAUCCAGCAGAUUCGAACAUAUUCACCUGGAUAUCAUCCUAAUGCCAGUCUCGGAGGGCAAACGAUAUUGCCUGACGUGUGUGGAUCGCUUCACACGAUGGCCGGAGGCGUUCCCGUUGCGAGACCAGGAGGCAGAGACGGUUGCGAGAGCCUUCUACGAAGGGUGGAUAUGCAGAUUUGGAGCACCUCUACGGAUCACGACGGACCAGGGCCGUCAAUUCGAGUCCAGGCUUUUCCGGCGGUUGAGCGAGCUUACGGGAGCGCGCCACCUAAGGACGACGGCGUACCAUCCGCAGGCGAACGGGAUGGUCGAACGGUUUCACCGACAACUAAAAGCAGCGAUCAAAUGCCAGCAGAACGACCGCUGGACCGAGGUGCUGCCGACGGUGUUGCUCGGGAUCCGAGCAGCCUGGAAGGAUGACCUGCGAGCGACCGCGGCCGAUAUGGUAUACGGCCAAACGUUGAGGAUUCCGGGGCAGUUCCUGAAUCGGCGACCGACGGAGGACGAGGACGACGCCGCCGAUUUUGUCGGAAAUCUGCGAGAGCAAUUCGAGAAGCUGCGACCUGUGGAUGGGACCCGACACGGCGAACGACGACCAUUCAUAUACAAAGACCUGGCGACGGCCGAGCACGUAUUCGUUCGACACGACGGGCCGAGGACGAUGCUACAGGCGCCGUACGAGGGACCAUUCGCAGUGAUCAGCCGCAGCGAAAAGAUCUUUGUCGUGCGAAUGCACGGCAAGAAAAAAACGGUCUCUAUAGACCGCAUUAAGCCUGCUUAUAUUUUACAGCCCGAAGCAGAAAACAGCAGCUCAGCAGGGUCGGCGACACGGAGCCGAGAGGGUGCGGUCGACGGACGAACAGCGCGAGAUCAGGACACCGAGGUCGAGCGGCGAGGCGCGCGAGAGGACGCGAGGCCGCUGCCCCGACUUAAUCUAUGUUUGCAGAUCCUCGUAGAAUACGACGACGUAGAGUGGCAAAGGAGGGAGUGGCUGUCGCCUCACAGGGAUGCCGUGUUCUCCUUCUUUCUCAUUGAACGAGGUCUCUAUUGGGCCGAACGACCUGACCCCAGACACGCCAGUCUCAUCCCCAUCGAUCAUCACAAUCACGCGAACAAUAACCACCAUCAGCACCGCAUUAACGGGAAACCGCUUAGAGGCGCCACAGCAGUCGCUGACACCGUUGCCUGGCCAGCUCUUACUUUCUAUCCUCUCGUGGCACGCGCUGAGUUGCACGAAGACGCCAUGCCGAUCGAGUUUAUGCAAGAUUGCAAACUGGACUUCGUCGAUUACUCGAAGCUGAAGCCAUUCACCCAGGACUGGGAGCUGACUAAGGGAACGAUGCCCUGGGGAAACGCCGUUCGGAGAUGGGCUGAAAUGCAGGACGGUCAGAGGAUCCUGCUGACUACGCCUAGCGUUCUGGUCGGUUUCAGAGUCGAAGUUUAUCGGGCGGAAGGCACCACACAAUGGUACACAGCCGUGAUCGUCGGUUAUAACGAGUCCACUAAGGAUUUGACUGUCACCGAUGACACGGUCCUCGAAGAUCACAACGAGGAUCCUACUUUAGUACAAAUGCGCCUGAUUGGCGAUGGAGUCGUCGAGAGCAUCAUGAGGGGCGAGGUCGUCGGCAUGACACCGAGGAGGUCGAGGUCAUCGACUGCUCUGACGCACGCGCUCGUGCCCCGACCCGGAAGAAGGCCACGAAGACGACCGGGAAACGCGGCGCAGUUACAGGCAACUCCGAGGGUACAAAGUCCGAUAUCUCAGCAUCUUGAAAAAGGUAAAUAUGCAGCAUGCUUAUUGCCCUCCGUCCCUCAUUCGGCGCUGCCUCGCCACGGUAAGAAAACACUUUCUGCGAUUCACUCUACUAGCCGCAAAGUUAAAUCAUCGAAUCAGAAGAAUAACGUCCGUAACAACCGACGUCGACGCGUGAGCGAAGGUGCUAGUCGUGAGAAGACCGAAAAGGAUUCGACAGAAGCGGCGUUAUCCACGCGGCAACAGGAAGAUCGAGAGAAUAAAGGUCCGCCGUCGGGCAAAGUCGGCAAUCGUGUAGCACGACCGGUGUUGGAAGAGGCGAACAGUGCGUCCGGAAGCGCCUCGAAGCUACGAAGACGCGGCGCCGCGGUAAAGAGUCCGACCGCCGACCAUCAGGCUCCGGUACAGAAUCAGAGACCGGUGCGAAGAAGACCGAGGCCAGGGAGCGGCCAAGAGGUCAAGCCAGGCGCGGAGGAAGAGUCCGCGGAGCACCAUCGUACCGGAAGUGGCGCGAGAGCCGACAAGGCCGACGAGCGUCUCGGUAGCAGAUCCGAGGAAGAGGAGGAAGAGGAAGAGGAAGAGCGAUCUCUCGAAAGGGAGAAUGCUGAGAGUCCGGAACGUUGCGAUCCAUUGACUAAGCGGCUAAGAACAAGCCCCGUCGGCAGAAAGCUCCGAUCCGAGAGUAGUAAGGGCAAAAACUCCGAGGAAGCUGCAGCGGAUCGGGCCGGGAAGGUGGUGGUGGAAGAAGACGACAACGACGACGACGCCGAAGCUGGUGCGAAAAAACACGACGGGGCUGAGAAGAAGGUCGACAAGCUCGAGGAGAACGAGGAGAGCCAAUCCAGAGAACGGGACAGAGAACCCGAGCCGCCACCUCCGGAUAAAGUCGAUCCUGGGGGUAGUCCAGCUUCCAAGGAACAACAGUCGGGUAACAAGUCGGAAUCAAGAAAGGACGCAGUCGAUCGAGAUAAGAUCGGCGAGUGCAAGGAACAACGACAACAACAGCAACAGCAGCCACCGCAGUUACUCGUGAAUGGAUUGCACGUCGAUUCGCCGCUGGUCAGCGAUAAGACGAAUGUCAUCCGCGAGGACAGCCCGUCGCUGCUGAAGUCGACGACACGAUCUAAGGCAAAGGGUUUUGAAGAGGACGGAGAGGACGCAGCGGCAGCGGCGGAGGACGAACGCGACGAGAACGCGAGCGAGGAAGAGGUGGGCUCGCAACGGUCGCGCCGUACGGAGCUGACCACCGAGUUAGGCACGGAGGAUAGCGUGGGUAGCGUCGGCGGCGCGAGGGCGGCCAGCGUCGAAUCGGUCGUCGAACUGCUGGAAUCGAGUAGUCAGGACUCAGGCUCCGUGCUGGAGAGGCUGAGUCCGCUUAGUAGCAGCGGCGGCGGCGGCCCCGGCAGGCAGAGCAGCCUGCUCCUGGAACAGCAGCGGGAGCAGGAGCGAAGUCGGCACAACGAGAGCCCGGUCAUCCUUGCCGAGAGACUGAACAAGCCGCCACCGCCGAUCGCCGGUCACCAUCACCAUCACCAUCAUCAUCUGCAGUCGUAUCAUCAGCCGCAUCACCAGCAACAGCAACAGUAUCAUCAUCACCACCAACACCAGCAGCACCAUCAACAGCGGUAUUCCGCUAGCAGUCCAGUGAUUCACCAUCACCACCAGCAGCAGCAGCAACCACCGCCGCCGCCGCAGCAUCAUCACCAUCAGUUAACGAGCAGCUCGCAUCAACACCAUCACCAUCCCGCCGCUCACUUGACCCCGUCGAGCCUCCUCGAGGUGCAACAACAGUCUCACACAUCGAGGGGUGGCGAUGAGGCCGGCGGCGGCCUCAUGGAGGUGGAGGCCGGGGCCGGUAUACCUGGUGCAGGCGUACUCGCUGGGGUGUCCGCGUCGGUCGGCGGCAUACGGACGUCGGGAAACAGCAGCAACAGCAGCGUCGCCGGCACUUACGGCGACAGCGGCUCGGACAGUGGGGUAAGCUCGCUGAGAAGCGCCGGCUCCGGUGACGAGAGAAGCGGCAGCAGGAGCUCGGCGCUCAGCGUCGAGGAGACGACGUCGUCCUCGGCACCAUCAGCAGCGGCGAUAGCCACAGCCGCCGCCCCGGCCAGAGUCUGGCACGUGCAGAGCAUCCAACAUACGGCUCUGCUGAUGGCGCAUCCCCAGGGCGCUCCGAACGCCCCCGCCAAUUCCGCGGGCACGGCGCCGCCCGGCUACACUCCGGAGAUGAUCUGGAGGCCUAUCUCGUCCAGGGCCUACCCGCCGUUGUCGCACACUCUCCUGGCGCCGCAACCACCCAGUCCGGAGGAGCUGCUCGAGAGGGACCGUCACGAGAGGAUGCUACGGGAACGCCGCGAAGCGGAAAUACGCGAGAUAGAGAAAUCCAAGAUGGAACGGGAGAGGAUCGAGAAGCAGAGGGCCGCCGAGCAGGCGGUUCAAAAGCACUUUGAGGAGUCCCUCAGGCUGCAUCAAAAG